Messenger RNA from Cuscuta epithymum, 798 nucleotides. The record is from the annotation of a GenBank genome assembly. Lineage: Eukaryota; Viridiplantae; Streptophyta; Magnoliopsida; Solanales; Convolvulaceae.
UGGAGAAUGUGUGCAUGUCUUCGUCUUUGUUUCACUCUAUAUAUAAACCCAUAGUUGGUAAUGUUAAGUUAUCUAGCUCUUUGAAGAAGUUUGCUUGCAUAAAAAAAGUUCCAAUUAAAGAAAAUGUCAAAACAAAUAAAAAAAGGAGAAAAGGAUUUGAAGAGUGUUCUGGAGGAUUGUGUGGCAAACUAUAAAAUUCUAUCGAAUGAAGAUCAUUACAUUCUUCAGAUUCCUUUGCCACCUGGAAUCGAGUUGAAAGAGAUAAUAGUUCAAAUAAACAAAAAAGGGAUGGCAAGGAUCCUUUGGAAACUGAAAGCAUCAGGGAAAAGCAUUACCACAAAAAAAAUGUUACCCUUUCUUCCACAGGGAGAUUGCGACCGUGAGGGGAUUCAAGGAAAGGCUGAAAAGAACCAUCUUUAUGUCACUCGACCAAAACUGAAGCCCUCUGCCACUCCAGAUAUGGUAGAAUCACUCAGACACAAUGCGCCCAACAGAGAAGGUGGGGUGGUUGAUCAUCCUCAACAGACCACUGGUAGAAGUAAUACCAUAAGUGUGGCAGCAACCAAGACAGAAGAAGGUUUUGGUGCAGCACUAGCAGCAGCUUAUUAUGAUGAUCUUGCCACAAAGCUUUGGACUAACCACAGGGAAAUAUUGAAUGUAGUUUUCGGUUUGGCCAUAAUUGGUAUUAGCAUGUAUGUUAUAACCGGGAAACAUAUCUGAAGAAGAUUCAACAAUAUAUUUACAGAUAAAUUGUAAAAUAAAUAAAUUUACCAGCUACAUUCUGCAAUGUGAUUCAAU